Trematosphaeria pertusa is the source of this 2091-nucleotide messenger RNA. RefSeq names its product maltose permease. Bases 449 to 2002 code for a protein of 517 amino acids. The record is from RefSeq and is a predicted model, not a curated record. Gene Ontology annotation, cellular component: membrane. Lineage: Eukaryota; Fungi; Ascomycota; Dothideomycetes; Pleosporales; Trematosphaeriaceae. Gene Ontology annotation, biological process: carbohydrate transport; transmembrane transport. The transcript is spliced from 4 exons. Gene Ontology annotation, molecular function: carbohydrate:proton symporter activity.
CCAUACACCAUGCUUCUCCGCCCCGUUGGGCCGGCGUUGUGGGAUGCACCACCUCGAGCUUUACCCGGAUACACGGCGCACCCUAUCUGCAAAUCCAGAACCAGGAUUUGCCGCAAACUUCGCCCUCCUACGUCCCAAGCUCACAUGUUCUGGACUUGAAUGUGGGAAGCCACCUCGAAAGUCUCAUUAAAAAAAAAUUCCGCACUCUAUCGAUCUGUUACGGGGAGCACCGGGGUGAAUGCCGACCGCAAUCUGGAUACUUACCUGCUCAAUAUGGGUAAGAGAUCUACACCCGGGAUAGCCAUGCGCAUGCAACGUCGGAGGUGGAACCAUUACCGACUUAUCAUGGUUUAUCGGUCGUGCAUAAGAUAACCCAUGGCCCUGCAGAAAGCUUGAAACAUUUUGUUCUGUUUCCUCACUUAUUUUCGUUGGAUCACAGCUGUACGCCAUGGCGACUGACACGAAGGAUUCCGAGCCACCAGUCGAGGUUCGCAAGCUGUCGACGCAGCAGGAUCAGGAAAACGCGGAGGAAGUGGCUGAAGCAAUCGCAAUCGAGCACACACUCUCCUUCUGGGAUGCUGUGAAGCUGUAUCCUAAGGCGAUAGGAUGGUCCAUGUACUUCAGCUUAGGAGUUAUCAUGCUCUCAUUUGACCCCCAGUUGCUCGGCAACCUUUACGCCAUGCCAGCCUUCCAGAGAGAUUUUGGUUACAAAUUUGGCGAUGGCUACAUCAUAUCUGCAGCAUGGCAGACUGGCUUGAGCAUGGGUAAUCCAAUCGGACAAGUUCUCGGCGCCCUUGCAGCUGGGUAUCCCAUGGAGUGGUAUGGCAGGAAGAGGACGUUCAAUGUGUGCGUGCUUGCUGUUGCCGGCCUGGUUUUCAUCCAAUUCUUCGCGCGUUCGCUGCAUGUGCUGCUUGCGGGAGAGUUACUGGCUGGCCUCGUCCUAGGAGCCUUCGUGGUCAUCGCGCCAGCGUACGCCUCGGAAGUCACUCCGUUAGCGAUGCGCAGCGUAUCGACGUCGUACGUCAACCUCUGCUUCGUCACGGGACAACUUCUCGGAAACGGCGUCACGGCGGGCACCAAGAAUCUCGACACCCACUGGGCAUACUCCAUUCCCUUCGCGCUACAGUGGUUCUGGGUCUUGAUCAUCCUCCCAGGGAUGUUCUUCGCGCCGGAAAGCCCUUGGUGGCUCGCACGCCAGGGCAGGCUCGAUGAUGCCGAGGUAUCUCUCCGCCGCCUCUCGAGCAAGCACGUCAAUGUCAAGGCCGUGCUCGCCCAGAUCAUUGAGACCGAUAAACUGGAGACGCAGAUGGAGGCCGGAAGUACCUACACGGACGUCUUCCGCAAGGUGAACUGGCGCCGCACCGAAGUCGCUAUCGGCGUGUAUGCCACGCAGGUGCUCUGUGGUAUCUAUCUCAUCAAUUACGGCACGUAUUUCUUCAGCUUGGCAGGGCUGAACACCGAGCAAGCCUAUGAUAUGGGCAUCGGAUUCUUGGCCGUAGGUUGGGUCAGUACGAUCUUCAGUUGGUUCUUGAUGCAGAGAUUUGGGAGGAGGAUUCUUUAUAACCUGGGUCUUACGAUACUCAUGAUCAUCAUGUUCCUGGUCGGCAUUCUGGAUGUGGUGCCAACGAAGGGCGCGAUCUGGGCGCAGUCCGCGUUACUGUUGGUCUGGAACUUUACGUUUGAUUGGAGUGUCGGCCCCGUGGCCUAUGCAAUCUUCUGCGAAGUCAGCGCGACCCGCGUGCGCUCCAAGACCAUCGCCGUUGCCACCGCCGUUCAAGCCAUGGUCGGCAUCGUCAUGACUGUCGCUAUCCCAUACCUAAUCAACCCGGAUGAAGCGAAUCUGAGGGGCAAGCUAGGUUUCUUCUUUGGUGGGCUGAGUCUGCCGUGUUUGAUCUGGUGCUGGUUUAGGGUACCGGAGAUGAAGGGACGCACGUAUGAGGAGCUGGAUAUUAUGUUCGAGAGGAACGUACCGACUAGGGAGUUUGGGCGUUAUGUUAUCUAAGGCGAGAAAGCUUCCCUAAGACGAGAAGGACGACUCGCGAAGUUUGGAAGGAUCUCCUUACUUUUUUACAUCCUCCGUCUUCCCUUUUC